Messenger RNA from Nycticebus coucang (slow loris), 3309 nucleotides. RefSeq names its product FTO alpha-ketoglutarate dependent dioxygenase (gene FTO). Gene Ontology annotation, biological process: regulation of multicellular organism growth; RNA repair; DNA alkylation repair. The transcript is spliced from 8 exons. Lineage: Eukaryota; Metazoa; Chordata; Mammalia; Primates; Lorisidae. Gene Ontology annotation, molecular function: broad specificity oxidative DNA demethylase activity; mRNA N6-methyladenosine dioxygenase activity; ferrous iron binding. The record is from RefSeq and is a predicted model, not a curated record. The coding region runs from base 87 to 1457 and encodes 456 amino acids.
ACGCUGAGAGAACUACAUGUAGGAGGCGGGGUCCAGGGCGAAGAAUUUACACGGCUCGUAGUGGCGAAGGCGGCUUUGGUGGCAGCAUGAAGCGCACCCCGACCGCCGAGGAACGAGAGCGCGAAGCCAAGAAACUGAGGCUUCUUGAGGAGCUUGAAGACACUUGGCUUCCUUAUCUGACCCCCAAAGAUGAUGAGUUCUAUCAGCAGUGGCAGCUGAAAUACCCUAAACUGAUUCUCCGAGAAGCCGGUGGUGUGCCCGAGGACAUCCAUAAGGAGGUCCAGGAAGCCUUUCUCACCUUGCACAAGCACGGCUGCUUAUUUCGGGAUCUGGUUAGGAUCCAAGGCAAAGAUUUGCUCACUCCGGUGUCUCGCAUCCUCAUUGGUAAUCCAGGCCACACAUACAAGUACCUGAACACCAGACUCUUUACGGUACCCUGGCCAGUGAAAGGCUCCAAUGUAAAAUACAGUGAGGCCGAAAUAGCCGCUGCUUGUCAGACCUUCCUCAAGCUCAAUGACUACCUGCAGAUAGAAACUGUCCAGGCUUUGGAAGAACUGGCUUCCAAAGAGAAGGAGGAUGAGGACGCCGUGCCAGUGUGUGUGUCUGGAGAUUUCCCCAGGGUUGGCAUGGGGUCAUCCUAUGACCAAGAUGAAGUGGACUUGAAGAGCAGAGCAGCGUACAACGUAACUUUGCUGAACUUCAUGGAUCCUCAGAAAAUGCCACACCUGAAAGAGGAGCCUUAUUUUGGCAUGGGGAAAAUGGCGGUGAGCUGGCAUCACGAUGAGAAUCUGGUGGAACGGUCAGCAGUGGCAGUGUACAGUUACAGCUGUGAAGAUGAUCUCAAUGCCACCCACCAACACUGUGUUUUGGCUGGUUCACAACCUCGGUUUAGCUCCACCCACCGAGUGGCAGAGUGCUCGGCUGGAACCUUGGAUUACAUCUUACAGCGUUGCCAGGCGGCUCUGCAGAAUGUCCAAGGCGAGGUGGACAAUGGUGAUGUCUCUUUGAAAUCCUUUGAGCCUGCAGUUUUGAAACAAGGAGAAGAAAUUCACAAUGAGGUCGAGUUUGAGUGGCUGAGACAGUUUUGGUUUCAAGGCAAUCGAUACAAAAAGUGCACCGAUUGGUGGUGUCAGCCCAUGACUGAGCUGGAGGAACUGUGGAAGAAGAUGGAAGGUGUGACAAAUGCUGUGCUUCAUGAAGUUAAAAGAGAGGGGCUCCCUGUGGAACAAAGGAAUGAAAUCUUGACCGCCAUCCUUCCCUUGCUCACCACACGCCAGAACCUGAGGAGGGAGUGGCACGCCAGGUGCCAGUGUCGGAUUGCCCGAACUUUGCCCGUAGAUCAGAAGCCAGAAUGUCGGCCCUACUGGGAGAAGGAUGAUCCUUUGAUGCCUCUGCCAUUCGAUCUCACAGACAUCAUUUCAGAACUCAGAGGUCAGCUUUUAGAAGCAAAACCGUAGAAGGAGCACAGGUCUGAGGUGGAGGAGAAGAAUCUACCGUUGGCUUUUCUUCUUCAACCUUGUCGCGGGCUUGGGCAAGUGUAGACUUCUCUUGGAUCUUAGAUCGCAGCACCUGGGUCCCAGUGGUAAACAGCUAGGGAAGGGAGCCCAGGAAUUUUUAAGUGUUUAAAAUGACACAGUGUUGUAGUCUGAUUUGGUAUAAAACAAGAAUUCGCCCCCCCCCAAAAAAAAAAAAACCUUUUCCACUUGGAUUUUUUUUUUUUUUUUCUGUGAGCCAGUCAGCCACCAAGGGCCAAGGAAGGUGACAGAGAUGAGCCCAGCGUGUGACAAAACGUGACCUACUUUCCUCUUUCCCAAGCCUUUUUGGAGACUCUAGAGUGGACUCAGUCAUCUGAGGAGAGACAGGCCUUAGAGACAUCUGUCCCAGUUCCUCACUGUGCUGUGCAGCCUUGGCCACUACCCAGCUGUGGCUACUUAAAUUUAAAUUCUGUUUUAAUUUUAAUUAAAAAUUCAGUUCCUCAGUUGUCCUAGCCAUGUUUCGAGCGCUUAACAGCCACGUGUGGCUAGUGAUGACUGUAUCGGACAGCACAGAUCUACAACAUUUUCAUGAUUAUAGAAAGUCCUGUUGGACAAAGCUUCUAUAAAGAGUUUGAAAUCAGAAAUUCUUUUUUAAUUUUUUUUUAAGUUACGCAGCCUUGACUUGAAACCCAUCUUUUCCAAUUCUCUCUACCUUCUAUCCCCACAGGAAAGAGAGACUAAAAGAGAAAUGACUUAGGGAGAAUAGCCCUUUCCCUUCACUGAGGUAAACCUAAGUGAAAGCCCAGGGCUGAGUCCCAGGCACUGCACACAGGGGUAAGGUGGUAACAGUUAAAAUAAGUUGGUAUCCUGUCUUUAGGAGGUUUCCCUAAUCUAAUGAAAAAGCUACAGCCCCAUUUACGUUGCUCCAUGGAUUUAACUGGCAUAGUAUAGUUUUUUUCUCUAAGUGCCCCCUUCACAUGUAAUGACAGGUUGAAUGGAGGCUUCCAGAAUCCCUGUGCCCAUCCUGUGGCCUUGGGGUGUCAGACAAGGUAGAUUAGAGAUCAAAACCUGGGCUCUGGUUUCAGAGCACCUGGGUGAAGACUCCCACUAGCUUUUGUGACCUUUGGCAUGUUAUUUUCCUCAGUUUCCUCAUCUGUGUAAUGGGGAUAUAUUAAAGGAACCCACGUCCAAGGUGAAUGUGAGGUAAUCGAGGGCAGAUUUAGAGCACUCUCUGGCAGGUGGUUAAAUACCCAGUGAAUAUUAGUAGUGUUGUGUGUCAGUACACUGACCUGAUGCCAGCGUCUCUUCUCCUUCUCUCAGUCCUUGUGCCAGUUUUGUCCCCCGAUGGCGUUAACACCCUCUUUCUAGCCUGGUGCAAGCUCCUUGGUGUCCCCAGAAAUCGUGAGGACAGUUGGCCCCUCUCCCCAGCCUGUUGCCUUCUCCUAUAGUUCACAGUAGUCUAGAAGCUGAAGAACUUUUUCCCAUUGAGGGGUGUGCUGAGAACAAACUCGUUCCUGCCUCUCAGUCUCAGAGGGUCAAGGUAUGUGUCACCACCACGGACUAAACAGCCACAGAAAAGUCACAUUAAGCAAAGCAGCCAGGGUCUCAUCAUGUUGAGGCUCAAGUUCCCUCAGACCACAGGGUUGUUACAGGGAUUCAGUGAGAUGAUAGAGGCGAGGAGGGUGUGGCAGGCAGAGAUCACAGAUUGGUGCACCUUCAGGCCACCAGCCCAGUGUCGUAUUUAGUCCCCAGGCUGUUUGUUCUUCACUGUAUUUCAUUACGUGCCAAUAUUUAAAACUGGGAGAUUUCACAUAAAAUAAAAAUGUCUGCUUUC